AUGGCGCUGCCCCCAAAGUGGUACCAGUUUCUGGUGUGUGUGUUCGCCUCGCUGGGUUCGGUGCUUUACGGUUACGAUCUCGGUGUCAUUGCUGAGGCUAUUGCUAGUCCCUCGCUGGUCAACGCUUUCAAUGUCGAUGCUACGAAGAGUGGAGCUGUGACCUCCGUGUUUACGGGAGGCGCCUUUUUCGGCGCAAUUUUUGCGGGUCCACUUGGUGACUAUGCAGGUCGAAAGAUUACUAUUCUCGUGGGGGCUAUAAUUUUCUUGCUGGGAGGUGGCCUUCAAACCGGUGCACAGAGCCUCAGUUUCCUGUAUGCUGGGCGUUCCAUUGCUGGACUGGGUGUCGGUAUUUUGGUUAUGAUCGUCCCGCUUUAUCAAGCAGAGCUAGCCCACCCGGAUAUUCGUGGUCGUAUUACCUCGCUACAGCAGCUGAUGCUGGGCGUCGGCUCACUAGUAGCUGCUUGGAUCUCCUGGGGAACCUACAUCAACUUUGCCGACGAUGAUUCCCGCCAAUGGCGCAUCUCUCUUGGUAUCCAGAUGGUCCCCGCCGUCUUCCUCGCCGCCCUCAUCUUACUCUUCCCCGAAUCACCGCGUUGGUUGAUUGACCACGGUCGAUUGGAUGAGGGUCUACAAACCCUGGCUCGCCUGCACUCCGGCGGCGAUAUCAAUGACCCCUGGGUGCAGACCGAGUUCGAUCAGAUUCAGACCUCUAUUGCGAGCGAGCAUGAGGCAGAGGCCAAGUCGUAUACUGAGCUUUUCACCGAUCCAUCGUGCUUCCGUCGCCUGUUUUUGGCCUGUUCGAUUCAAGCUGCUGCCCAGAUGACUGGUGUCAGUGCUAUUCAGUACUUUAGUACUACGAUUUUUAAGCAAAUUGGUAUUGCUACCAAUGAUACUCUCAAGUAUCAGGGAAUCAGCUCUAUCAUCGCUAUUAUCGCUCAGUUGUGCUGUCUCUUGUUCAUUGACAAGACUGGUCGUCGAUGGCCUCAGAUCAUUGGCAAUCUGGUCAACUGCGUGUUCUUUAUCAUUCCUACAAUCCUCAUUGCCAAAUUUCCCCCUGGAACCACCCACAACAACGCAGCCAGCUGGGCAUUCAUCGUCAUGACGUGGUGUUACAACUUCUCCUUCAGCGCAACCAUCGGCCCGCUCACCUGGGUUAUAUGUUCCGAAAUCUUCGACACCAAGACACGUUCUAAGGGUGUUUCCAUCGCUACAAUGACGUCGUUCGCGUUCAACACCCUGAUCGGCCAGGUGACCAAUGUCGCCAUUGAGCGAAUCGGUGGCUGGCGCUUCUACAUUGUCUUCUGCGUCUGCAACUUCACCAACGCUAUUUUCUUCUGGCUCGUUCUGCCUGAGACUGCUAAACUUCCGUUGGAGGACAUGAACUCUCUGUUCAAGACGGAGCCGUGGAUUGUACCGGGAACUCAGACUCGGAAGUUCAUGGAGCGGAGUAAAGUGGGUAACAGUCUGGCGAUUGCGGCGAGGACUAAGCAGGAUAAUUUCAGUUUGGUGCAUGAGGAGGAGGCUAAAGUUUAG
Penicillium subrubescens is the source of this 1533-nucleotide messenger RNA. Its product is annotated as sugar porter family MFS transporter. The record is from RefSeq and is a predicted model, not a curated record. The transcript has 5 exons. Gene Ontology annotation, molecular function: carbohydrate:proton symporter activity. The coding region runs from base 1 to 1533 and encodes 510 amino acids. NCBI's taxonomy places the organism in Eukaryota, Fungi, Ascomycota, Eurotiomycetes, Eurotiales, Aspergillaceae. Gene Ontology annotation, biological process: transmembrane transport; carbohydrate transport. Gene Ontology annotation, cellular component: membrane.